AUGGCGAAGGACGCCGCCGCGAAGAAGGUGCCGGGCGGCGGCGGCGUGGAGUCCACCGUCAAGAAGAUCGCGAAGAAGAUCGCGGGGAAAGGGCGAAGAGACGCGGCGAAGAAACCCGUCGCCGCCAAAGCCGCCGCCGCGAUCGACGCGUCGAACAACAUCGUGUCCGACGACCCCGCGCCGAACGACGCCGUGAACGUCGACACGAAGACGAUCGACUUCUACGACAUGUCAGACACCUUGACGCCGUACGUCGAGGCGUGGGAGUGGCAGAAAACGCUCGUGGACGCGCGGUUACGAUCGCUCGACCCGAAGAACGCGGAGCACGAAGUCGCCGAGGCGAAACGCCGAGGCGACCCGCCGCCGAUCUUCCAAGACCGCGACUGCCUCAUCCUCGUCCAGCACCCGCCCGUGGUCACGCUCGGGACGGGUUCCACCUCGGAUAACCUCAAGUUCGACCCGGAGGACGUCAACGCGCCGUUCGCCGUGCACAGGACCGAACGCGGAGGCGAGGCGACGUAUCACGGCCCCGGACAGCUCGUCAUCUACCCGGUCUUCAACCUUCGCGAGCACCAGACGGAUCUGCACUGGUACAUGCGAUCGUUAGAGGAAGUCGCGAUCAAAGCGAUGCGAGAGCUCGGCGUGGAGAACCCCGGGAGGGUCGAGGGGCUCACCGGCGCGUGGGCGAACGUCCCGCCGAGCGGCGCGCAAGAAAAGGAAGCCGCGUCGACGCCGCUCGCGGAGAAGCCGCACAAGGUGGCCGCCAUCGGCGUCCGCGCGCGUCGGUGGGUCACGUACCACGGCAUGGCGUUCAACGUGUGCCCGGAUCUGAACGACUUCACGUCCAUCGUGCCGUGCGGGAUCGGCGAUCGCCCGGUCGGUUCGAUCGCGCAGCUGCUCGCGAAGAGGGAGGGGAUCGUGAGCACGGAGGAGGGGAGUUACGGCGGCGGCGGCGACGGCGGCGGCGAAGUCUUUGAGGACGCGGCGCUGAUGGCGACGUCCAAGAGCGCGCUGCUGAAGGCGUUCGAGAGCGUGUUUAAGGUUGACCUGAACAAGCGCGGCGGGCCGCCGCCGCUGCGCGCGCUCAAGGCGGGGGACAAGAUCAAGUGCGACAGCUGUCGGUACCUCUGCUGAAGAAGAAGGCGCCCGCCGCCGCGGCUCGAUUUUUUGGGGGGUCGGUCCCUCGUCUGUACUGUACGCAACUCUUGCUUGCCCUGGCUAUUACGUGUAUUACAAUCAUAUUCAUCCGUGC
Messenger RNA from Micromonas pusilla CCMP1545, 1252 nucleotides. It is a transcript of the gene LIPB, whose product is annotated as lipoate-protein ligase b, potentially chloroplast precursor. Gene Ontology annotation, biological process: tRNA processing; protein lipoylation; rRNA processing. Gene Ontology annotation, molecular function: lipoyl(octanoyl) transferase activity. The coding region runs from base 1 to 1134 and encodes 377 amino acids. Gene Ontology annotation, cellular component: ribonuclease MRP complex; nucleolar ribonuclease P complex. The record is from RefSeq and is a predicted model, not a curated record. The transcript has a single exon. Lineage: Eukaryota; Viridiplantae; Chlorophyta; Mamiellophyceae; Mamiellales; Mamiellaceae.